Messenger RNA from Lycium barbarum (goji berry), 1299 nucleotides. RefSeq lists its product as uncharacterized. The transcript has a single exon. The record is from RefSeq and is a predicted model, not a curated record. The coding region runs from base 1 to 1299 and encodes 432 amino acids. Gene Ontology annotation, molecular function: nucleic acid binding; RNA-DNA hybrid ribonuclease activity. Lineage: Eukaryota; Viridiplantae; Streptophyta; Magnoliopsida; Solanales; Solanaceae.
AUGAGGAGAAUGCAGGAUAUCACCGAUACAUUCAUCCUUAAAAGAUGGUGGAGGCUGAGAAACCAAACCACACUAUGGGGCACUUUCCUUAAAUCCAAAUAUUGUAGAAGAUCACAUCCGGUUGGAAAAGUGGCAAUCUCAAAAGAUUCACAUGGUUGGAAGAGUUUGAUGAGAAUCAAGGACAAAGCAGAACCACAUAUGAUCUGGAAAAUCCAAAAAGGGGACUCUAGCUUCUGGUGGGACAACUGGUCAGGUAUGGGUGCACUCGCAAAAAUUCUGCCAAGACCAGGUAAAUCUGCUAAACUUAACGUGAACUCUUUUAUCCUAAAUGGUGAGUGGAACAUCAACAAGCUUAACAACACACUUUCACCUCACAUUACUCAAUAUGUUAGCAAUGUAUAUAUUGGUGAUAAUAGCAAAUCAGAUUAUCCAGUUUGGAAUUUGACCGAGAAUGGUCAAUUUUCUAAUCAGUCCGCAUGGAAUCUGUUAAGAGUCAAGAGUAACAAAAAUCAUUUUAUCCGAAAUGUUUGGCACAAGAACUUGGCCUUUAAGGUCUCCUUCAACUCUUGGAGACUGCUAAGGGACAAGCUACCUUUUAGUGAUACUGUCGGAAGAUUUGCCUCUAAUCUAAGAUUUGAUUGUUCUUGUUGCAGGAUAGCCAAGAACGAAACAAGUCACCAUGCGUUUGUGACUAGUGAAACUGCUCACAGGCUAUGGAAUAACCUUGGCAGACCACUAGGUAUUCAGCACUCUGAUGCACCUGUCUCUUUUAUUUUCAGGAAAUGGUGGGAGGCAAAAUCAGAGAACAAAGUGCACAAGAUGAUCCUACAAAUCACGCCAACCAUUAUUUGUUGGGAAAUAUGGAAGCAGAGCAGUGGUUGUAGAUACGGGACACAGAAAAAGUUCAAUUUCACAAGGAAGGAACAACAAUGUCUUUGGAGUCUUAAACAUGCUAUCAACAGUUUGGCACUUUGCCUGGACAUGGACAGACAGUGGCCUCAACUAUGCCAGAUGAUUGAACUCCUUAGACCCUCACCUGUAAUUACUCGAGUCCUAUGGCAAAAACCUUGUCAAGGAAACAUCAAAGUAAAUACUGACGGUAGUUAUAAUCCCUCAAAUGGUAAAGCUGGAAUUGGAGGUAUAGUAAGAGACUCAAAUGGGAAUCUCAUAAUGGCCUUCUCCAUAGCUGUACAGUGCAACAGUAAUAAUACUGUCGAAGCCUUGCUGCUGAGUUCGGUGGGAAAUGGUGUACACUGCAAGGAUACACUAAUUUCUCAAUUGAACUUGACUCUCAAGUGA